AUGGUACUUGCACUUCAAGCGUCAAAAGUUCCAUCGCCAACGGACGUUGGCGACCCGCUCCUAAAGCAGACCGCAAAGGAACACUUCGAGAAGAAAGUUGCUAUCCUGAUGAAGCAGAAAUUCUUCGCGUUCCAGCUCGACGGAUGGUCGAAUCCCAGACGGGAAAAACUGAUCAAUCUUCUGGCGUCAGGCCCAAAUAUGGAUCCCUUGCACCUCGAGACCAUUGCGACUGGAGUCGACUCCCAGACUGGAUAA
Phytophthora sojae is the source of this 255-nucleotide messenger RNA. RefSeq lists its product as hypothetical. NCBI's taxonomy places the organism in Eukaryota, Oomycota, Peronosporomycetes, Peronosporales, Peronosporaceae. Bases 1 to 255 code for a protein of 84 amino acids. The record is from RefSeq and is a predicted model, not a curated record. The transcript has a single exon.